CUCUCCAUAUGUCCAUUGGCUUGCCCCAUUGAUAGCUGAUAUUUUGUGAGGAGCAAGGAGGAGAAGAUCUGUCUAUAUGCAUUCUGGAAACAUGGCUUCAGCAGUUUUGAGUACCUCCUCUAUUUCAAGUCAAUUAUCUGCUAUUGAAACUUUGACUGGGAAUAAUUAUGUGAGAUGGAAACGAGACGUAGAAAUUGCUCUUGGUCUUUUGGGAUUGGAUUUUGUCCUAGAAGACCAACCUUCAAAACCUACUGAUAAGAGCACUGCCGAAUAUGUGGCUGAAUAUCAAGAGUGGGAUAGGGCAAACAGACUUUGUCUAAAGAUUAUCAAGCGUUCUAUAUCAGAUUCCAUUAUGGGAGCUAUUCCAGACAGUGAUAAUGCUAAGCAAUUUUUGGGUGCCAUAGGACAAAAGUUUGUUGAAUCCGAUAAAGCUGAAACUGGAGACCUGAUGGAUAGACUGAUGAGUAUGAAAUAUGAUGUCUUCCUAGCCAGUUUAAUCAGCUAA
This is a messenger RNA of Juglans regia (Persian walnut), 505 nucleotides long. RefSeq lists its product as uncharacterized. The record is from RefSeq and is a predicted model, not a curated record. NCBI's taxonomy places the organism in Eukaryota, Viridiplantae, Streptophyta, Magnoliopsida, Fagales, Juglandaceae. The coding region runs from base 77 to 505 and encodes 142 amino acids. The transcript has 3 exons.